This is a messenger RNA of Penaeus monodon (black tiger shrimp), 2191 nucleotides long. Its product is annotated as glutaryl-CoA dehydrogenase, mitochondrial-like. The record is from RefSeq and is a predicted model, not a curated record. Gene Ontology annotation, molecular function: flavin adenine dinucleotide binding; glutaryl-CoA dehydrogenase activity; fatty-acyl-CoA binding. Bases 157 to 1470 code for a protein of 437 amino acids. Gene Ontology annotation, biological process: fatty-acyl-CoA biosynthetic process; fatty acid beta-oxidation using acyl-CoA dehydrogenase. NCBI's taxonomy places the organism in Eukaryota, Metazoa, Arthropoda, Malacostraca, Decapoda, Penaeidae. Gene Ontology annotation, cellular component: mitochondrial inner membrane. The transcript is spliced from 10 exons.
CACGCGGCUAUCAAUCAGCUGGAGGUUGUUGUGUAAGGAGGCUGGCACUAAUCUCGACCAAAUUAAACUACGCCGUUGGGGCCAGGCGAGGCGACAGUGCAGUUGAAGAGUGCAACGUGGUUGAGUGGGUUGUGAAGGAACGAAAAACCGGUAAAUAUGGCUGCAACGAGGACUCUCCUACGCUCUCUGUACUUGAGAUCAUCACCGCAGCUCCUGUCUAGGGCCCAGAGCUCCGUGGCUGCGCCUCAGCCCCGGGCAACGACGACUUCAGAAAAAUCUUCAGCACCAAAAGCCAAAUUUGACUGGCGGGAUGCCCUAAACCUCGAGAGCCAGCUGACAGAGGAUGAAAUUAUGAUCAGAGAUGCCUUCUAUGCAUACUGCCAGGAAAAACUCAUGCCGAGAAUCCUCCUAGCCAACAGAAAUGAAACCUUCGACAGAGAAAUCAUGAGUGAAAUGGGAGACAUGGGGGUACUGGGACCUACAAUCCAGGGCUAUGGGUGUCCUGGUGUGUCAUCCGUUGCUUAUGGUCUCAUUGCGCGCGAGGUGGAAAGAGUCGACUCUGCUUAUAGGUCAGCAAUGUCUGUGCAAUCAUCCCUGGUCAUGUAUCCCAUCUGGGACUUUGGCACAGAGGAGCAGAGAUUGAAAUACCUCCCUAAGCUCGCCAGAGGAGAAAGCGUUGGCUGCUUUGGACUGACUGAGCCCAACCAUGGCAGCGAUCCAGCUGGUAUGGAGACACGAGCAAAAUAUGUUCCCUCGGACAAAGUCUACAUUUUGAAUGGAUCGAAGACAUGGAUUACCAACUCCCCCAUCGCUGACAUCGCUGUGGUUUGGGCCAAGUGCGAAGACGGCCACAUUCGCGGAUUCAUCUUGGAGAAGGAAAUGGCCGGCCUCUCCUGCCCCAAGAUUGAAGGGAAGUUCUCACUGCGCGCCUCCCACACGGGUAUGAUUUUGAUGGAUGACGUGGUGGUGCCCGAGGAGAACAUUUUGCCUGGGGUCAAAGGAUUGAAGGGUCCAUUCAGUUGCCUAAACAAUGCACGCUAUGGCAUUGCUUGGGGUGCGCUUGGAGCUGCAGAGUUCUGCUUGGAUGCCGCACGACAGUACACCCUAGACCGAAAGCAGUUCGGACGGCCACUUGCAAACAACCAGUUGAUUCAGAAGAAGAUGGCUGAUGCCCUGACAGAAAUUUCUCUGGGCUUGCAAGGGUGUCUGCAUGUUGGGCGUCUCAAGGAUGAAGGAAAGGCUACCCCAGAGAUGAUCAGUUUGUUGAAGAGGAACUCUUGUGGAAAAGCCCUGGAUAUUGCCCGUCAGACCAGAGACAUGCUAGGUGGUAACGGCAUCUCUGACGAAUACCAUAUCAUCCGCCACGUAAUGAACCUAGAAGCUGUGAACACAUAUGAAGGAACACAUGACAUCCACGCACUCAUCCUUGGCCGUGCCAUAACUGGACUGCAAGCCUUCAGUGGAAAGUAGAACUGUAGGGUUUUCGCAAUAAUCAUGGUGCCUAUCUGGGGUAUAGUCUAUAUUUUUUAAUUAAAAAUGCACAAGCUAUAUAAAUAGAUUGUGAAAGUAAUGUUCCCUAGUUUUCUUUUAUUGUCUUCUAAGGGAAAGUAGAACAUAUAAGAUAGAUAUUAUUUGAAUUUAGGUUAUAUAAGAUUUAUUCAAUGAGCAAUAUUAGAGCUCUGAAAUUAAAGUUGGCAAUUUUGGCAUUGUACAGAAAUAACUUGAGUCUUUCUAAUACUGUCAAGCUAUAACUAAAAUGAGAAUAGUAUGAUAAGGUUGUCUUUGUAUAAAAAAUAAAAAACUCAACAUUAUUGAUUGUUAAAUUUAUUACUUUUCAGUUAAUUGAAUAGAAUCAUGAAUCUCACAAAGAUGUAUGUACUGUACAGGCCUUGAUUUGUAAUUGAGUGCUAUGCAAUUUCUGUUUUUUCUUUACUUAGUCAUCUAAGUAUUAACAAAUAUACUAUGUGAGAGGGAGUUUAUCUUCAGAUUAUUUUUGUAUAAAGUAAUGUCUCUGUUGCAGCUUUUCAAAAAUAUAUAUUGAUAGGACCUUUUUAUUGAUUAUCCAUCUGUAUAUUAUAUUUGUGAAGGAUAUUGCAUGUUAGAAUGAGUGCUUCCAUAAAUAUCGUACUCGGUAAGUGUGUCAACCUUCAUUUAUCACUAAAGAAAUAUAGAUUUGAAUAUAUGAAUUUCA